AUGGAGGCGUUGAGAAUCGCGUUGGCCACGGCGCCGGCGCUGGUCAGUGUUGAUUAUGACGAAGGUGCAGGUUUGUUUAUCCUUGCAUUUGAUGCCAGUAUCGACGGAUGGGGCGCCGUUCUGACGCAGUCAGAACAGAACUUGAAGCGUCGGCAUCCUGCCAGAGUGCAAGCACUGUUGAAGAGCCUCAAGAAGUUCAAACCCUGGUUGUAUGGUGUGGCUUUUUUAGUGAAGACAGAUUCGAUGACUCUCGCGGAUAAGCUGAAUCAACCGGCGACGGAUCCUCCAGGAGUUUUGGUGAGGCAGUGCUUGCAUGAAUUAGGCUCCUCGAUUUUCGAGGUUCGGCAGAUUCCAGGCGUUGAGAACGUUGUCGCAGAUGCGCCAGCAAGGAGGCCUGCAACUGAAGAAGAUAUUGCUGCGGCUGGAGACAUGCCGUGGGGCAGUCUUGAACUUGCCGUAGACAGGUGA
Molecule: messenger RNA, 468 nt
Organism: Fonsecaea erecta
Lineage: Eukaryota; Fungi; Ascomycota; Eurotiomycetes; Chaetothyriales; Herpotrichiellaceae
Exons: 2
Coding region: 1-468 (155 amino acids)
Source: RefSeq, a predicted model, not a curated record